Messenger RNA from Apis laboriosa (Himalayan honeybee), 3769 nucleotides. RefSeq names its product ETS-like protein pointed (gene pnt). The record is from RefSeq and is a predicted model, not a curated record. Lineage: Eukaryota; Metazoa; Arthropoda; Insecta; Hymenoptera; Apidae. The transcript is spliced from 9 exons. Gene Ontology annotation, cellular component: nucleus. The coding region runs from base 1465 to 3309 and encodes 614 amino acids. Gene Ontology annotation, molecular function: DNA-binding transcription factor activity, RNA polymerase II-specific; sequence-specific DNA binding. Gene Ontology annotation, biological process: regulation of transcription by RNA polymerase II; cell differentiation.
CAAAGUACUGCUACACUACUCUCUUCCAAGAUCGCGCUCCAUCCUUCAUCCGAGGAUCGUCCGAAAGCGUAAAAAUCUGUCGCUUUCGCGAUCGCGAGUACGAGUACAGUGGUGGUGCGUUUCUCUUACUCGUCGUCGUCGUCUUUGUCGUUCUUCGACCAUCGGUGCCUUCGACACCCGUUUCUUCCACGACGCGUGUGUGUGCGUGCGUGCGUGCGUGCGUGCUUGCGUGCGUGCAUGCGUGCUCGCUCGAGUUGACGAGAAAUAGGGGGAAACGUGGAUGGUGAUAAAUGACGAUCCCCUCCCCCCCUCCCCGGAGGAUGGACGGAUAAAUUCGCGCUCCGCUGGGACUGGAUCGUCUCGAGAAAGCCUGGAACAGCCUUUUUCUCCUCGCGUAUUUUCGGAGCCAGACCCCCCCCGUUCCUGCGCGAUCGAGCCUCUUCGUUUCCGUUUCGCUCUCCGGACCGCGGCAACCCUCCUCCUCCUCCUCCUCCUCCUCCUCCCCCCUCGGCCGGUCAUGGUUGCGCAAGCAGGUAUUCGGAAAUAGCCCGUGGGCCGCGGUUAUGAAUUGAUAGCAAACACAUGCUGGACACGCCGCCGCGGACCGGCUUCCACAAGACGCGACGACGACGACUACUACUACUACUCCUCCACUACUACUACCCGCCUCGUGUUUCGCCGUGUUCACACCGGCCGACCAGUCUUUCUUCUUCUUCGCCGACCUGCGCUGCUGCUCACCUGCCGCCGCGCGUCCUCUCCGCGGUGCGGAGGACAUGGAGCGGAGGACAGGGGAAGAAAACUGUCCCGGGGAUUCGUAGUGAUUCUCUUCGGAGCGUGGUGUGACCGUGACUUUUCUCUCUUUUUUUUUUUUUUUUUUUUCCCGUUACUACGGACUUUCCCCUCCCUCGACCUUUCCUCUCUUCCUCUCCCUCUCGACUCGACGAGGAGAGGAAAGAAAGAGAGAGAGAGAGAGAGAGAAAUAAUAAAAAUUUCCGCUUGGAACUUUUUUGGUGAAAGAAAACAAAGGAAAGAAAAAAGAGUGAAGAAGAAGGAAUGGAGCGGUGACUCGAUGGCGCGUUCGACUCGUGUCAAGUCUCCUCGAGAAGGGCGCCACUGACGGCCUCCGAGGGCAGAGACGGGCGGAGAAUAGUAGAACAGCUGUGGAUGGUGUAGGCAUGGGAUAGAAGAGGAAUUUCCUCUUCGUUUCCUCCGCGGGCGGCGGUGAUCCCGCUCGAUCGAUGGAAUUGGUCGAUCUCCUCCUCGUUGGCUGGAUCGAUCGGAACUUCAACCCUUGGACCGAUUUCCUCCCCCCGAGUGUUGCCCCACCGAGUGAUGUAACGAAAGGACAUUACGUGGUCGCGGAGUGCACGCGCGGUCGCGGAGGAGGAGGUGGAGGAGGAUUACGAGCGCACGAGUACAGGGCGGGAGAGAGCGAGUGAAUGACAGUGAUCCGGGAAUUCGUGUAUGUACAGUGAGCACGCGAGGACGGCACUCAUGUACGUUGACUACGGAGGCGACGCUUACGCCGGAAUGGGAAUCAAGGCCAUGAAGUCCUUCGCCAGGCCCAGAGAUAUACCGGCACAAGUGCCGCCGUUAACACCUGGGACCAACAAGAAGAUGACCGAGGCCCUGGAGGCCUCUUUCGCCUCCUGGGAGAAGGAACGAGUCCGCCUCAACAUAACCAAAGAUCCGAGGCAAUGGUCGGAAGCAGCUGUCGCUCACUGGUUGCACUGGGCCAUCGGUGAGUUCUCCCUCGCGGGUGUAGCGAUACAACCCUGGCAGAACAUGACCGGGAAACAGAUUUGUGCCAUGGGGAAGGAAUCCUUUUUGGCACGUGCUCCGGCCUUCAUGGGCGAUAUCCUGUGGGAACACCUCGAGAUACUUCAAAAAGAUGUCGACGCGGCGAAGGCCUCUCUGGAGAACGUGGCGGGCAACAUGUACGAAAGCGUAUGCGUGCCAGAUUUAGGUGAUUUCUUGGGAUACCAGAGCGGCGGCGGUGGUCACCAGGUCGCGACGCCGGAACACAAGAGUCCAGCGACGCCAGCGAGUUCCGCAACCUCGAACUCGUCGGGCCCGCAAAACGGCGGAAACCAAGCGGGGGCCCCGUUGCAACCACCUUCCGCCUCGGUCUCUCUGCCCUCGAGACAGUAUCAUAACGAUGGAGGUUACAAUCAUUUACGCAGUCCCGUGUGCCAAGACGAGAAUCAGAGGGAUGAAACCUCGCCGCCACCCCAUAGCCAUAACACUCAAGCGCCCAACUCUCAUUCCAGUACUCCGAAUAGCAACAAUAACAAUAACAAUAACAAUAACGCGAACAACGCGUAUAUACAUCUACGGAACUUAAAUCAACUCAAAACGGAGUCGAACUACAGCAAUCACCAUAUAACGGAACACCUCCAAGGGGGUGGAGCAGGUUUGACGAGCGGCAACGAUCUCGCGGGUACAGGGACCAACGAGAGCGAUUUAAGGGUUAGCCAAGCCGCCACGGAGAGCUACAUGACUCCGGCAAAUUAUUCCGGAUACGAUGAAGCCUCCGAGUAUCAUAGCCUGCCGCAGGAUCAUCAACCGCCGCAUCCUUUUAAUCUCGACGGCUCGCCGGAAUUUUACAGCACCAGUGGAAUUCAUCUCGAGCCCAAGUAUCAGCAAUCGCCUUUUAAAAAUUAUCCUCGAGGUCGAUACCACGAGGGAUACAGUGAGAGCGGUGGAUACGGGCAAUACGACGCGACGCCAUUCCAAACGGUUCCUGGAAGCGGAAGCGGAGGUGGAGGUGGUGGCGUUGGGGGUGAUCAAUGGGGAGUAGGCCCUCUCGAGCAUUUGUCGCAUCAUCCGGCAUUCCUAGCCGGUCUUGGUCCAAGGGACUCUUCCAAUCCUCAUCAUCCCUCGUCUAUAGGAAAUAAUCCUGAUCAGAAGCCUCUGUUGCAGAGCGCGAUGAUCCCUGGUUAUACGAGCAGUGGACCUUGCUUUACCGGUUCCGGUCCCAUUCAACUUUGGCAGUUUCUGUUAGAGUUGUUAACAGAUAAAUCAUGCCAAGGCUUUAUCUCGUGGACCGGCGAUGGCUGGGAGUUCAAGCUGACGGAUCCAGAUGAGGUGGCACGUCGCUGGGGCAUCCGCAAGAACAAGCCUAAAAUGAAUUACGAGAAGUUGAGCCGUGGUCUUCGUUAUUAUUAUGACAAGAAUAUUAUACAUAAAACAGCCGGCAAACGAUACGUUUACCGUUUUGUCUGUGACUUACAGAGUCUCUUAGGAUACAGUCCAGAAGAACUCCACGCAAUGGUAGAUUUGAAGCCAGAGAAAAAGGAAGAAGACUGAGUUUCUGUUAUGAGACGUGUUUGAGGACUGUGUCGUUUUGUUAAAUGAAAAAAAAAAAAAAAAAAAAGAAAGGAAAAAGGAAUACGAAUAAUUCCUUGGUAUCGCACUGGAACAAAGCUGAAACUGAUAAUGUAACAAACAAUGUGAAAUGAAACGAAGAAACGAGUAACUGGUGUAUUGUUAAACGAAAGAAUUCUUCUAAUGGCUAGAAGAUGAAUCGAGUGAUGUCUUCUAACGUUCAGAUAUAUGAUAAAAUAGAAUCGGUCGUAUGUACCAAAGACAGGGUCUGCAUACCAUUGGUGCCUAAAGUUAAUGACUAAAAAAUUGUGAAUUUGUUUCUAAGUGAUUAAUUUGCCAAGCCAGAUUUUAGAAGAUAUUUAUAGGAAAUAACUCAACAAUUUAUACAUAUUAUAUAUAUUAUACAUAUAAAUAUAUAUAUAUAUAAAUAUAUAUAAAUAUA